AGACUUUUAUUGUACUUCGGAUAUCGUUCACUGAAUUUUAUCCGCCGCUCAAACUUUAUUUAUAUCAGAAAAUUUUAUGACUCCGCAAGAGUAUUUAUUACUCGAGAAAGUUAUUCAGUAAAAGAAUCAGUUACCGCGGGCCGAGAUGCAGAUGGAAGGACGCUGAGCAUGAAAAUCUCGACCUUGUUCCUGCUCCUCGUUAUCGAGCCGAUAUUUACUAAGAUUCGGCACGAAACGGGCAAAAAAUAUUCGAAAAGAGGAUUCACAGAUGAAAAAAAAUUAACGAUAGCAACGCUUAUUCCUUUCGAGAAUAAAAUUUUUGGAAAAAAUAAGCUGGAACCAGCAGCAGUUCUUGCACAGAAAAAAAUUGUCGAAUAUGGCUAUCUAACUCCAUAUAAAUUGGACAUAAAGUACAGAGAUUCUAAAUGCACCGACACGGAUGGUAUGAACGAAGCCAUUAACUUUUAUGUAAACGGUACCAUCACAGGAUUCUUGGGACCCAUUUGCGAUUACACAUUAGCCCCAUUGGCCCGACAGCUCAGCAUCUGGAAAUUUCCAUUAAUAACUGUUGGAGGACUAGCAAGAGAUUUUGGAAAAAAAGCAUCAUAUCCAAUAACAAGAGCGGGGCCAGCAUCUCCAACGUCUUUAGUAGAUUUUUUCAAAAAAAUAAGACAAGAAAACAAAUGGAAGAAACUGAAAGCUAUAUGGGAGUUUGAUUCCUUUUCUUCAACCUAUCCAAGAAUUUGUAGAUUGAUAACAGAAAGUUUAGUGUUAGGUGACACCGAAGCAAAAUACGACACCUAUAAGCUUCUCGUAACUAGGAAUUCGUCAGGGCCAGUUUAUACAUACUCAAUGCCAGAUAAGUAUGUGGAGGAACUGCUGAAGGAAGAAGUGGGAAAUAAGUUCGCAGGUAGGGAAAUCAUUAAUUCUUUUACAACUGUUAAUACAAGGAAGGCGAUUCUUAUAAAAAGAUUAAGCCCAAUUUAUAAAGAAAGAGAGUUGUAUGAAAAGGGAGGGUAAGAUUAUUGUAGAGAAAGAACCAAAAUUCUUGCUAACGCGCAGGAAAUUGUUCGUUGGUUUGUAGGCCUAUUUGCUUUCGGUAACUAUAGUAAUUGAUGGAGUUCGAGCUAUAGAUAUAAAAAAAGAGACGCGAGUACAAAUCAGGUACAGUACUAGAAAUUCCAC
Messenger RNA from Dimorphilus gyrociliatus, 1185 nucleotides. The record is from the annotation of a GenBank genome assembly. Lineage: Eukaryota; Metazoa; Annelida; Polychaeta; Dinophilidae.